GGAGAGGUUGCGUCGUAAAUUUUUGUAUAGAAAGGUUUAUUCGUAUUGUUUUUUACGUAUUUGAUUACUCAGUGUAAAGAAAUACACUUUUUGAUGAAUAAUGUUGAAAACUUUUAAGAAUAACCGUAUUGAUUCGUGCAUUUAAAUCGUUUUUCUUGUGAAUUUUUACGAUUUAUACGAGUGUGUAAUCUUGUAUCGGCGAGAACUCAACGUUGUUGGACAGUGGUUGAAAAAAAUGUGAAGAAAUUGUGAUUUUGGUGAACUGUUGGUUCUAAUGAGGACCUUAUUUAUGGCAUAAGGAGGGACAAAGUUAAAAAAAAAAUCAUGAAGUGUUUAAUAUUUCUUCUGCUGUUGCCGGCUUGUCUAGCACAUUUGAAUGUUUAUUUAAGCAGUGCUGAAGUAUGGAGAUUGCUCGGAUUAACUGCGGAACUGUUCUACGUCCGCGACGGCCAGAUCAACUCGUACGCGCUCAACUUCGUGGUGCCAGUACCGGCCACCAUCAGUGAGCUACACUUCACCUGGCAGAGCCUCGCCAGGAGACCGCUGCCGUACACGUUACACGUAGACGUGGCGUCAGAGCCAGAGGCGAUGCACCCGCCGACCUUCAACAUCUCUAGCGCGGGCUACGUGCCCACCGAGACGCAGACGUGGCGAGUCGACCUGCCCUGCAUGGGGAACGUCGCCGCCGAGGUCAACAUCACCAUAUCGCUCAACAUCUCCACCGGCUCCUCCUCCACUAUCUUAAAUUUCCGGAGGCGGAAAAUAUGCCUCAAAGAAGCACCUCGACCUGCAGUCAGGGUCGAUGGCGUUCCGCACGCGCCGACUUCCGCAGAUAUAUUCUACGCAGGCGCAGGCUGCGCUGGAGGAGUACUCCUGAUAGCCGCCGUCGCAGCAGUCGCUUGCAAGGCGCGGGCUCGCAAGCUGCGGCGAGCGAGGAGCGACGAGCAGGACGCGCACGCAUUUCUACCGGACUCCUCCUGCAAGUCCGCCGCCAGCUACACAAGCUACCGCCGCCCAACCUCACUGCCCGCCGUCGCUGCCGAGGAGAGGGCCAGAGACCUGCAGCAGAGGAUAGCGGAGCUUACAAUACAGAGGUGCCGUGUCAGGCUACGCGCGGUGGCGAUGGAGGGUACGUUCGGAAGAGUAUACAAGGGCACGUACGCCGACGAGGAGGGCAGGGAGCAAGAAGUUUUGGUUAAAACUGUAGCUGAGCACGCAUCACAAGUGCAGGUAUCGUUGCUACUCCAAGAAGGCUGCAUGCUUUAUGGUUUACACCACGAGAAAGUGCUAUCGGUUCUCGGAGUGAGCAUUGAGGACCAGACGGCCCCAUUCCUGUUAUACCCGUGGAACAGCGGCUGGAGGAACCUGAAGCAGUUCCUGCUAGCGUGCCGUGGUGUAGGCGUGGGGGGCGCGAGUGGUGCGCCUCCGCCGCCCCCGCUCACCACACAGCACGUGGUGCGCAUGGCGCUGCACGCGUUAGAUGGCCUGGCGUAUUUACAUUCCCAACACGUGCUACACAAAGAUAUAGCCGCCAGAAAUUGCAUUGUAGAUGAAAACCUUAGAGUGAUGAUAGCGGACAACGCGUUGUCUCGAGACCUGUUCCCCGCCGACUACCACUGCCUGGGUGACAACGAGAACAGGCCCAUUAAGUGGCUGGCACUGGAGUCGCUGUCCAGGCGACAAUUCAGCCCGGCAGCUGACGUGUGGGCUCUGGGCGUGCUACUGUGGGAGCUCACCACGCUCGCGCACCAGCCUUACGCGGAGGUCGACCCGUUCGAGGUAGCGGCCUACCUGAGGGACGGUUACCGAUUACAGCAACCUGCCAAUUGUCCUGAUGAAUUGUUUGCUGUGAUGGCGUACUGCUGGGCCAUGUCGCCCGAUGACCGGCCCACGCUGCCGCAGCUGCAGACAUUCCUGCGCGACUUCCAUACGCAGUUGACACGAUUCGUCUAACUCUGUGCCACAUCAAUCAAAGAAAACACAAUCCAAAGACAAUAAAUAAUGUGAAAAGUGUGUGCGAAAGUGAGCUGAGACCAUGAAUAGACUGAUUUUUAUAAAAGUGUUUAUUAAAUUGUAAAUUAUAGAUGUUUUAUAAUGAAGCGACUGUCGUUCUGCCUAUUUUACGAGUACGUAUAACGCGUUCGAGUCUCGUUGCGCAUUGUUCCGAACAAAUAGAGGACCUUUUACGAGCACGGCAAAUUUAUAACAUGUGCACAGAACGUGCGAAUUUUAAUAUUACACUGGCAACACCACCCUGUGUAACCAGACUAAAUAAAUACAGAGAUUUUAAAUUGUUUCACACAUUUUAAAUGUACCAACUGAUGUGCUUCCAUAAAUACCAGGGCUGUUGUGAUUAAGAGGGCUUGAGUCGAUAUGAAAAAAUACA
Molecule: messenger RNA, 2386 nt
Organism: Papilio machaon (common yellow swallowtail)
Lineage: Eukaryota; Metazoa; Arthropoda; Insecta; Lepidoptera; Papilionidae
Gene: dnt
Product: tyrosine-protein kinase Drl
Exons: 6
Coding region: 325-1953 (542 amino acids)
Biological process (GO): multicellular organism development; cell surface receptor protein tyrosine kinase signaling pathway; protein phosphorylation
Cellular component (GO): signaling receptor complex
Molecular function (GO): ATP binding; protein kinase activity
Source: RefSeq, a predicted model, not a curated record